Molecule: messenger RNA, 1259 nt
Organism: Myotis myotis
Lineage: Eukaryota; Metazoa; Chordata; Mammalia; Chiroptera; Vespertilionidae
Gene: SNRPA1
Product: small nuclear ribonucleoprotein polypeptide A'
Exons: 9
Coding region: 179-946 (255 amino acids)
Biological process (GO): mRNA splicing, via spliceosome
Cellular component (GO): U2 snRNP
Molecular function (GO): U2 snRNA binding; protein binding
Source: RefSeq, a predicted model, not a curated record
AUGGCGUAGGGCUAGUCCGGAAGUGUGUCAGUAGGGGACCGGGCACGCCGGAAGGUAUGUGGUUUGCCGGCGCGGGGCUCGCCGGGAAGUGUGUCUGGUAACGGGCCUGAGCCACGCCGGGCGGUCUGUCUGGCGGGAGGUCCCGGGCGCCGCGGAGCGGGAGCAGGGAGGCGGCAGGAUGGUGAAGCUGACGGCGGAGCUGAUCGAGCAGGCGGCGCAGUACACCAACGCCGUGCGGGACCGCGAGCUGGACCUGCGGGGCUAUAAGAUCCCUGUCAUCGAGAACCUGGGUGCGACCUUAGACCAGUUCGAUGCGAUCGACUUUUCUGACAAUGAGAUCCGGAAGCUGGACGGCUUCCCGCUGCUGCGGAGACUGAAGACUCUCCUGGUGAACAACAACAGGAUCUGCCGCAUCGGCGAGGCGCUGGACCAGGCCCUGCCCUGCCUCACGGAGCUCGUCCUCACCAACAACAGCCUCGUGGAGCUGGGCGACCUGGACCCGCUGGCGUCGCUCAAGUCGCUGACCUACCUGAGUAUUCUCAGGAACCCCGUGACCAACAAGAAGCACUACCGCCUCUACGUCAUUUACAAGGUCCCCCAGGUCCGCGUGCUGGACUUCCAGAAGGUGAAGCUCAAAGAGCGUCAGGAAGCAGAGAAAAUGUUCAAGGGCAAGCGGGGUGCACAGCUUGCAAAGGAUAUUGCCAGGAGAAGCAAAACGUUCAGCCCCGGUGCUGGUCUGCCCGCUGACAAGAAGAAGGGCGGCCCGUCGCCCGGGGACGUGGAGGCCAUCAAGAACGCCAUAGCGAACGCGUCCACGCUGGCGGAGGUGGAGCGGCUGAAGGGCCUGCUGCAGUCCGGCCAGAUCCCUGGCAGGGAGCGCCGAGCAGGCCCCAGCAACGACGGGGAGGAGGAGAUAGAGGAAGAUGUCGUCGCCAACGGGUCCUGAGUGUCCGCGGGGCCGGUGUCCACGGGGCGAGGGGCCCUGCCACCGGGGACAAGUCCUGCCUUGAACGUGGAAUUACAGUGUCGAGCUUCGCUGAAGGGCUCCGACUGCUACAGUCGUUUCUAAUACACAGUCUGAGAUCUCAAUGCCUGAUUCUCACAGUAAAAAUAGAGACUCCUGCUGCCUGGACUGUGCGCGCAGUGUGUGUGUGUGAGCCUUUAAGCUGGAAACGCAGGAGGCCUCGUUUCUGAGUAGGCCUUCGUCCUCUGUAAAAUGUUUAGAUGUUUAAACCUUAAUAAAACUGGUGUUGACGGCA